CUUCUUUGUUCUCCAAUCUAAUAUUGACACUUCCUCUCAUGAGGCCCUCCAUGCAAUCCCUGCGUUCUUGGACGCGUCUUAUUCGGUUCAUUGGCAAGGAUGGUAAGGUCUAUACUGGAGAACCACAGGGACCAUUAACUUGGCCAAAGUUGAUUGCAGCCUCUGGUUCCAAACCAUCAUUGGACAAUGUCAAUCAUGCUGACAAUCUGUCAGCCAAAGUCAUCAAGGGCGACAUCUUCUCAUCUGCUUCAGAGGUUUCAGAUACGGUCGUUCCUGUAGCGAAGCUGCUUUCACCCCUGGCAUAUGUACCUAUUUUCCGAUGUAUUGGCCUCAAUUAUGCAAAACAUGCAGAGGAGACCAAACUCCCGAUCCCCAAAUUCCCCGUGUUGUUUAUGAAACCCUCCAUGGCCCUUCAGGAUCCCUUCAAACCUAUAGUUGUUCCCAAAAUUGCAGAGAAUAAUCAGGCUGACUUUGAAUGUGAGCUUGCAGUCGUCAUUGGAAAGCCUUGCAAGGAUGUCAAGGAGAAUGAGGCAUUGGAUUAUGUCCUUGGAUACACGGUUGCUAAUGACGUUAGUACACGCAAAUGGCAAGGUACCAAACUUGGAUCUAGCCAAUGGUGCUUCAGCAAAUCCUUUGACACCUUUGCGCCCCUUGGGCCAUCCUUGGUUUGUCCAAGUCUGAUCAAGGAUCCUAAUCAACUUCGUAUCAAAACCACAUUGAAUGGAAAAGUGAUGCAGGACUCUAAUACCUCGGACAUGAUCUUCAAUGUUCCUUAUUUGAUCUCAUUUUUGAGUCAGUCAACUACGUUGAUGCCUGGAGAUGUAAUUUUGACAGGAACGCCUGAAGGUGUUGGUUUUAAACGUGACCCACCAGUGUAUCUUCAACAUGGAGACCAUGUUGUAUGUGAGGUUGAAAAUAUUGGCGAGUUACAUAACAAUGUCGUUUAUGAAAGCAAGCAGCAUCAAUGAUCACAACUGUAAUAAAAAUAGAUUACAAUUCCUCCCCAUUAGCAUACUAGUGUACAGUAUGCACUUCAUUUUAAA
Lobosporangium transversale is the source of this 1043-nucleotide messenger RNA. RefSeq lists its product as hypothetical. The record is from RefSeq and is a predicted model, not a curated record. The transcript is spliced from 5 exons. Gene Ontology annotation, molecular function: catalytic activity. Lineage: Eukaryota; Fungi; Mortierellomycota; Mortierellomycetes; Mortierellales; Mortierellaceae. The coding region runs from base 39 to 968 and encodes 309 amino acids.